Molecule: messenger RNA, 648 nt
Organism: Melanotaenia boesemani (Boeseman's rainbowfish)
Lineage: Eukaryota; Metazoa; Chordata; Actinopteri; Atheriniformes; Melanotaeniidae
Exons: 4
Coding region: 1-648 (215 amino acids)
Source: RefSeq, a predicted model, not a curated record
AUGGCUGCAGUGAAUGCAUGGGUCCUCUACCAGACCUGCAUCGGUGCCAGAAUGACCCGGCGUUUGCUCAUUCUUGAGCUGUGCAAGCAGCUGCGCAGGACCAAGGACCAAACGGUCUGUUUCAUUAAGUUAAGGGCUGAGAACGAGGGACUCUUCAGUGGAGCAAAGUUUUCAGCCAAUGUUGGCUGGAAGACCAUCCUGGAGAAAAUGGGCCUCCAGGAGAAGGUGACCCCAGCCCAAGCAAAAAAAAAAUGGGACAACCUCAAAAAGAAAUAUAAAGAUUGCAAGUACCCAGGGACUGGAGAGGGUGUGGCAGGGAAACCUACUGCUGCAACUUGGCCCUGGUUUGUCCUCAUGGACGAGGUGUUGGGACAGAGGCCCUCCAGCAACCCACCUGUCCUGAUCGCCUCAAUUGAGGAGGACAGACCAGGGCCAAGUUCAGCAGUGGGUAGCCAGUCGGUGGAGGAAGUCAGGGAGGAUCCAGUGGCAGGGAGAGGCAGAAGGAAGAGGAAAGCUGCUGACCAGUUCGUGGAUCUCAUAAGAGAGGACAUGAGACUGCAGAGGGAGGCAGAGGAGAGGAGAGAAGCUGAGAGCAGGGAGAGGAUGGACAGGCUGUUCUCCCUCCUGGAGAAAUUUGUAAAUAAAUAA